Messenger RNA from Nanorana parkeri, 2952 nucleotides. RefSeq names its product cytoplasmic polyadenylation element binding protein 1 (gene CPEB1). Gene Ontology annotation, cellular component: synapse; cytoplasm; nucleus. Gene Ontology annotation, molecular function: ribosome binding; mRNA regulatory element binding translation repressor activity; mRNA 3'-UTR binding. The record is from RefSeq and is a predicted model, not a curated record. NCBI's taxonomy places the organism in Eukaryota, Metazoa, Chordata, Amphibia, Anura, Dicroglossidae. The coding region runs from base 179 to 1654 and encodes 491 amino acids. Gene Ontology annotation, biological process: negative regulation of cytoplasmic translation. The transcript is spliced from 11 exons.
UGAAGCAAAGUGUCUGCGUUUAUGUGCGCAGGAGACUAUUACUUGGAUAGCUGCAAAAUCUAGAUGGAAGUUUUGCUUCUCCUACCUCCAGGACUGCAUUGUAUGACUCUAAGACAAUGAUUCCUGAGCUUUCAACAUAGCAGACUACCCAGAUACAGAGGGAGCGACAGCAAGCAGGAUGCUCUUCCCUACAUCCCAUGAUCCAUCCCCUCGUGGCCUUCCUGACACAAACGACUUGUGCCUUGGUCUGCAGUCUCUCAGCCUGACUGGUUGGGACAGACCGUGGAGCACUCAGGACUGUGAUAUUUCUGGGCAGUCUAGCACACCGUCAGCAGCCCAGUCAGUUUUCAACCUACUCAACAACCCUCUAGGAAAACCACCACCUCUUGGCUUCCUGCCUCUGGAUCCUAUUGGCUCAGACUUGGUAGAAAAAUACUCCUCCCCCCUACUUCGUGGCUCACGAUUGGACAGCCGUUCAUUUUUAGACUCCCGCUCUAGCAGCCCCUCAGAUUCAGAUACAAGUGGAUUCAGCUCUGGCUCAGAUCACCUUUCUGACCUGAUUUCUAGUCUGCGGAUUUCUCCCCCUCUACCAUUCCUACCCUUGGGAGGUGUAUCUCGAGACCCAUUGAAGUUGGGCAUUGGCUCAAGGCUGGAUCCAGACCAUGCUGCUUUAGCAGCAGCAACAGCUUCCCCCAUGGGGAUGUCUAAAAGAUGGCCGGGUGCUUCUGUCUGGCCAUCCUGGGACCUUUUAGAAUCGGCAGAAGACCCAUUUAGCAUUGAAAGGGAAGCUCGACUGCAUAGACAGGCUGCAGCUGUAAAUGAAGCAACUUGCACAUGGAGUGGUCAGCUGCCACCUCGCAACUACAAGAAUCCGGUUUAUUCUUGCAAGGUGUUUCUUGGUGGCGUUCCCUGGGAUAUCACGGAGACUGGCCUGAUAAACACAUUCCGUGUGUUUGGUGCUCUGAGUGUUGAGUGGCCUGGUAAGGAUGGAAAGCAUCCACGUUGUCCUCCUAAAGGUAAUAUGCCUAAAGGCUACGUGUAUCUGGUUUUUGAGUCUGAGAAGUCAGUGCGUGCAUUACUCCAGGCCUGCACACAGGAUUUGCUAAAUCAGGAUGGACUGAGUGAACACUACUUCAAAAUGUCAAGUCGCAGAAUGCGCUGCAAGGAGGUGCAGGUCAUUCCUUGGGUGCUGGCAGACAGCAACUUUGUGCGCAGUCCAUCACAGCGUCUGGAUCCCAGUAAGACUGUAUUUGUUGGUGCUUUGCAUGGCAUGCUAAAUGCUGAAGCCCUUGCCUCAAUAAUGAAUGACCUUUUCGGUGGAGUGGUCUAUGCUGGCAUUGAUACUGAUAAGCACAAGUACCCAAUUGGUUCUGGGCGUGUCACUUUCAACAACCAGCGCAGUUACCUAAAAGCUGUGAGUGCAGCUUUUGUGGAAAUAAAAACUGCCAAGUUUACCAAGAAGGUUCAGAUUGACCCUUACCUUGAGGAUUCAGUGUGCCAGGCUUGCAAUUCCCAGCCUGGUCCAUUUUUCUGCAGAGAUCAGGUUUGCUUCAAAUAUUUCUGCCGUUCCUGCUGGCACUGGCAGCACUCAAUGGAGAUCCUGCGUCAUCACCGCCCACUCAUGCGUAACCAGAAGAGCCGUGAUUCCAGCUAAUGUUGCCAAUAGGAAUAUGCUUCAGAGCAAAUUUGCUGAAGAGAUGAUGGGUCCUGUGCCCCUCUAGGCAGCACAUGGAGCACUUUUACUUUUUGUUGACAGAAGUCAGUGGAUGGUGGGUGAAGUCACGUGGUACGGUUUUGGCACUUGCUGUACAUUGUAAUGGUUUUUGCACUUGUGCACAGUGAGUUCUUGCCAGGGAUAGUGGAUUUUUUUCUUUUUUAUGGUUAUGGAGGUACAUAUAUUGCCUCCCAAUGUUUUGCAGUUCCCAUUCUGGUCUAUCACUUGCUGAGUGUAAGCAGUGUGUGGACAGUCUGAAGGUUUGACUAUUAAUGCCUCAGUCUUGUGUUUUUGUUUUUUUGUUUUUUUUUAUUGCUGGAGCUUCUUGUUUUACAUUCCUUGCAAAUACUGCGGGUGAUGUGUAUUCAUUGACAGUUGCCCAAUUUUUUGCCGUUGCCAUACAGUGCCUUCCGAUACCUUUCAAUUUCUUUAAUGUCCCAUCUGAACUGCAUAAACUGGUUGUUCAGUUGGCAUUUUUACUGGAACAACAAUGGCAGUAUCUGCUCUUUAUUUAAAUCAAAUCAUAUUUCAUAUUUUACCCUCCUUAUGGGAUUUUUACCAGUUCCUUUUUACAGUCUUAGAGUUUUUAAGUAAUUUUUUUUUCCUGGCAGCUUUUAACAUUAAUGCAACUUUUCUGUUUCUGGGAGCUGCUAGUUUAAGAGAAUAAACCUAAAAUAUUUGUACAACUGUACUUCCAACAAAAAGGACAGACUUGAGGCCUUGGCUGAAACAGAUGAUUACCUUUUGUGUGUGUGUAUAUAGUUUUAAGGAUGUUUGUUGCACUUUUUAAUUUGCACUUCAGGGGAUGGUAGUUUUUAAUCACUUAAUGUUUGGCUGGACAGUAAAGGGCUGUAAUAUAUAUUUUCUUUUUAAGAAUGGGGUAGAGGCUAGAGAGGAGACCUUUCUCCUGGAGGGGAUGUGCCCAUGCUCUUAGGUUGAGUGGUUUGUUAUAGGAAGAAGCUGACUUAUGCAAACUGUUGCUAGCCUUUUUGAAAUGUGUCCAUGUGUUUUAUUUCUGUUCCCCCCCCUUCUGUUUGGAAGCUCCGUGCCAAAGAUUCCACUGUCUGUAACGUUCCCUCUUUCCAGUAAACGCUGAGCUAAAUCUGCACUAGCUAUUUUCUGUGAAGCUGUGUAAAGUCUCUACCUCAUUGUAGUUAUGCAAGCAGAAAAAUGCACUUGUCCUACAGAUGUGGUGUCGUUUUCUUUGUUUUUGUUUUGGCACAUAAUAAACACUUUGA